Kwoniella shivajii is the source of this 2817-nucleotide messenger RNA. RefSeq lists its product as uncharacterized. NCBI's taxonomy places the organism in Eukaryota, Fungi, Basidiomycota, Tremellomycetes, Tremellales, Cryptococcaceae. Gene Ontology annotation, cellular component: nucleus. Gene Ontology annotation, biological process: pseudouridine synthesis. The record is from RefSeq and is a predicted model, not a curated record. The transcript has 8 exons. Bases 1 to 2817 code for a protein of 938 amino acids. Gene Ontology annotation, molecular function: RNA binding; pseudouridine synthase activity.
AUGUCACAAUCAGGACCAAGUAUCAAGCGAUCUGCAGAGGAGAUCUCUGCAGACGAGGAGGUGCUUGUCAAGCGCGCUAAGUUGGAUGAAUCUUCUUCAUUGACAUUGGAAAUACCAACUACCAAAAAUGAUUCUGUUCCUUCACCUUCAGAGAUUGUUUCGACUAUAUCCAAUCCAACAACUACUACAAUUGUAACCACCCCUAACUCCACUCCUGCACCAUUACCCAUCAUCACAUCGACAUCUACCUCUACCUCUAUUUCCACUUCCACCUCUACUUCAGCGGCCGCGCCUGCUUCUAGUUUUACAUCAGAUGAUCGAUCAGGUGGGAUCAACGCACACUUGAAUGCUUCUCACCGAACUUUACCUGAACCAAUAUCGAAAUUAGGCUUAAAACCAAUCAUACCAAUCCUCCCAUCAUCAUUAGAAUACAUAAUUGGGUCAAAAAUAGACUUGACGGAAAGAAAAGGUUUUGUAGGUGAGAAUGAAUGUGGUAUAAUUGGUUUCGUGGGUGUAGGAAAUAAAGGUAUAAAAGGUGUAAUCAAACAGCGGUUCACCGAUUUCUUGGUCAAUGAAGUAUCUCUUGAUGGAACUGUCCUUCACUUGAAAGAUAUUACGAAACCGAAGGAACCCGAAACGGAAAAAGCUAAAACAACCCAAUCAAAUAAGGACACAACAAUAGCGUCUGUCCCAGCGUCAACCUCUACUCCAACUUCAACCUCAACAGAAGAAAUCAAAAAUGGCGAUGAUUCGUCGUCAUCAUUGCCCGAGAAACUCCAAUUCAAAUCACAUCCUCAAUGGCCCACUUCAGCCACUCUGUCGCUCAAAUCUCAUUUGUCAGAUGAUACUAUAGUUUCACUGCAUGAUUUACUGGUGGAAGGUAGAGAGCCCCCACCCAAAUCUGACGGUGGAUGGGGAUCGCGUAAAGUGAAAUCUACAGAAACCGAAGAAGGUGCUUUGAAUGAAGAGGGUGCGGCGAACGCGAUUGGCAAUUCUACUGCGGGAAGUGGCGGAAGAGGUCAAGGUAGGGAUAGAGGUCGCGGAAGAGGUGGAAGGGGCGGCGCAAGAGGUGGAAGAAAUGGUAAUGGUGCUUCCGGUGGUUGGAAAGCUGAAGAUCACAGGGAAGUCCUAUCACAGCCCAUCACUUCAAAAGAUGCCCGAACAGCUGCACACAAAGUUCUGAGGGAAUGUUUCGGAACUACAUUCGAGUCGUCCACCAAGGAAGUGCCUGGUGAAGAAGGCUCAAGAUUGGUCAUCAAGUAUUCUCAAGCUGGCGGAAGAAGUGAUAAAGGCCAAUGGGGUCAACCUAGACCACCAAAACUACCUCAAUAUAUACAUUUCACACUACAUAAGUCGAAUCGAGAAACAAUGGAUGCUUUAUCUCAUCUGAGUAGAAUGUUCAGUGCUCAUCCUAAAGAUCUAUCAGUAUGCGGAACGAAAGAUAAAAGAGCAGUAACGGUUCAACGAGUAUGUUUGAAAAGGAAUGGUAAAACUCUAGGGGCAGUGUGGAAAGCUGCCAAUGGGAUAAAACAAGGCAGAAGAAAUGAAGAUCAAGCGAUCGAAGAUAGAGGUGAAAGAGGUGUUAGAAUUGGUGAUUUGGCUUACAGUGAUAAAUACUUAGAAUUGGGUAUGUUGAAAGGAAAUCAAUUUGUUAUCACCCUGAGAAACGUUCAAGAAGAAAACACAGCAGAGAUCGACAAGACUAUGACAUCAGUGAGAGAUCAUGGAUUCAUCAAUUUCUACGGAAUGCAAAGAUUCGGAACUUCUUCUUGGCCCACACAUUUGACUGGUCUACUGAUCCUGCAAUCGAAAUGGUCAGAAGCUAUUGAUUCCAUCUUGAGUCUGCGAGAAGGUGAACAUCCAGAUAGUAUAUCAGCCAGAUUGGCUUGGCUGGAAGAUGGAGAUUACAACAAAGCGUGGCAAUCGAUGCCAAGAAGAGGUGUGGCUGAAAGGUCUAUUUGGGAUUUCUGGAGGAAAGGCAACAGCAUGGCGGAUAAAAUGGGGGCUUUGAGUAGUAUCCCUAGAAAUUUACGAGUCAUGUAUGUUCACGCAUACCAAAGUUAUAUUUGGAAUCUCAUUGUCUCUGAGCGAAUCAAGAUGUCAGCGACUGAACCUUUAGUAGGCGAUCUGGUAUUUGUUGAUAAGGAUACUUUGGCAGAAGGAGAUGUUCCUAAACCCGAUACUGUUCCUGCUCACGCCAAAGACCGACAUGGCAGAAUAAUACGAAAAUGGGCUACGACAUCAUCACCCGAAGUAAAACAAUUAACCGAAGAAGACCUACCUAAUCAUACAAUAUUUGACGUUAUCAUGCCACUGCCAGGAUGGGACAUAGAUUAUCCCGGAGGUGUAAUAGGAACGAAAUACGAAGAGGCAUUAAAGAAAGAUGGAUUAGACAGUAGAAAGAUGAGACGGGAACAAAGAGAUUUCUCGUUGCCUGGAUCAUACAGGAGAAUAGUAAUCAGACCAAUCAAAUUAGAUUGGUCUCAUAUACAAUAUACAGAUCCGGAUUUAUCAUUAGUUCAAUCUGAUGAAGAUAAAAUCUUGAAUUUGAACCCACCUGUUGAAAAUAAUCCUCAAGGUAAAUUCCGAGCGCUGAAAAUCGAAUUGGAAUUAGGUUCAGCAACUUAUGCUACGAUGGUCUUGAGAGAAAUUACAAGGGAAGAAACUUCGACUUGGCAUCAAAUUGGCUUGACUAUGUCGGGUGAAGAUAAAGGGUUUAAAGGUUCAGGUGGUGGUAAAGAUGAUGAAGGAGAAGAGAAGGAUCAAGGAAAAGACGAUGAAGUAGAAGAAGAAGUUGAAGGUGAUAUCGAUAUGUAG